Molecule: messenger RNA, 5363 nt
Organism: Pristis pectinata (smalltooth sawfish)
Lineage: Eukaryota; Metazoa; Chordata; Chondrichthyes; Rhinopristiformes; Pristidae
Gene: cop1
Product: COP1 E3 ubiquitin ligase
Exons: 20
Coding region: 41-2068 (675 amino acids)
Biological process (GO): proteasome-mediated ubiquitin-dependent protein catabolic process
Molecular function (GO): ubiquitin protein ligase activity; protein binding
Source: RefSeq, a predicted model, not a curated record
GUGGUUGGCGGCGCUGCGUGAGCAGUCCCCGAGCGCGGACAUGGCGAGUAACCGCCACAGCUCGAGCCCGCAGCCCGUGCCCGGGCCCGGGGCUGGCACUGGGCCUGGCUCGGUGAGCGGCGCCCCCGCCUCCGCCUCCGCCCCCGUCCCGGGCAGUAGCCGCGGGCCCGGCAAAGCUCCCGCCGCUGGCAACAAGAAGCGGCCGCUCCUUAACGGCCUGGUGAACUCGUACGAGGACAAGAGCAGCGACUUCGUGUGCCCUAUCUGUUUUGAGAUGAUUGAAGAGGCACAUAUGACAAAAUGUGGUCACAGUUUUUGCUAUAAAUGUAUUCGGCAGAGCCUUGAGGUCAGUAAUCGGUGUCCGAAGUGUAACUAUGUGAUUGAUAAUGUUGAUCAGCUGUACCCUAACUUUCUAGUUAAUGAACUAAUCCUGAAACAGAAGCAAAGGUUUGAAGAUAAGCGAAUAAAACUGGAACACCCAAAUGGUCACAGAUGGCAAGCGAUACAAGAUGUUUUAAUCACAGACCAGGACAGUUUGGAUCUUGCCAAUGUAAACCUCAUGCUGGAGCUUAUAAUGCAGAAAAAACAGCAGCUGGAAGCUGAAUCACAGGCAGCUCAGCUGCAUAUCCUCAUGGAGUUUCUUCAGGAGGCAAAAAGGAAUAAGAAGGAGCAACUGGAACAGUUACAAAAGGAGCUGAAUGUUCUUGAGGAGGAUAUCAAACGAGUGGAGGGUCUGAUAUUCAAUGAGCCAACAGGUCUGUAUUCUCCGAUGAGUGAAUUGACUCGCGUGCCAAACCUGGAUAGCACAGUUCCGCAGUUUGAAGCACCAUCCCCAUCACACAGUAGCAUUAUGGACUCUCCUGAAUAUUCCCAGCACCCUGGUUUCAGUGGAAGUUCACAGGGAAAGAGACAAACAUACAACAACACAUUGGCCUCCCGACGCAAGCGAUUAACUGCUCAUUUUGAGGAUCUCGAGCAAUGUUAUUUCUCGACCAGGUUAUCUCGUCUAUCAGAUGAAACCAGAUCAGUUAAUCAACUGGAAGAAUUUCAGGAGUGUCUUUCAAAGUUUACACGGUACAGCUCAGUAAGGCCCCUUGCCACUCUCUCCUACGCUAAUGACUUAUACAAUGGCUCAAGUAUUGUUUCUAGCAUUGAAUUUGAUCGAGAUUGUGAUUUUUUUGCAAUUGCUGGUGUGACAAAGCGAAUCAAGGUGUUUGAAUAUGGGACAGUGAUUCAGGAUGCUGUUGACAUUCAUUAUCCGGUCAAUGAAAUGACCUGCAAUUCUAAAAUCAGCUGUAUCAGCUGGAGCAGCUACCACAAGAACUUGUUAGCAAGCAGUGACUAUGAAGGGACAGUGAUUUUGUGGGAUGGAUUCACAGGGCAGAGAUCAAAGGUCUACCAGGAGCAUGAAAAGCGAUGUUGGAGUGUGGAUUUUAAUCUAAUGGAUCCCAAGCUCCUUGCUUCAGGCUCUGACGAUGCUAAAGUGAAAUUGUGGUCCACAAACCUGGAUAACUCUGUGGCAAGCAUUGAAGCAAAGGCCAAUGUUUGCUGCGUUAAGUUCAGCCCAACCUCCAGGUACCACUUGGCCUUCGGAUGUGCAGAUCAUUGUGUCCAUUAUUAUGAUUUGCGGAAUACAAAACAGCCUAUCAUGGUCUUUAAGGGACAUCGCAAGGCAGUAUCAUAUGCCAAGUUUGUAAUCGGAGAAGAAAUAGUUUCAGCGUCAACAGAUAGUCAGUUAAAGCUGUGGAAUGUGAACAGACCACACUGCCUGCGGUCAUUUAAAGGUCACAUCAAUGAAAAGAACUUUGUGGGUUUAGCAUCUAAUGGAGAUUAUAUCGCCUGUGGAAGUGAAAACAAUUCUCUCUACCUCUACUAUAAGGGGCUCUCAAAAACACUGCUCACCUUUAAAUUUGACACAGUUAAAAGUGUUUUGGACAAAGACAAAAAGGAGGAUGAUACCAAUGAAUUUGUCAGUGCUGUGUGUUGGAGAGCAUUACCAGAUGGGGAAUCAAAUGUCUUAAUAGCUGCUAACAGCCAAGGCACAAUAAAGGUGCUGGAGCUGGUAUGAAUGGAGAUGGCUUUGGUGGUACCUUCCCAGUCAACUGCUGCCAUGAAGACAAGUUCCUUGGGAUUAAUGAAAACCUUUGGCAGGCAACCUUUUCAUCCUUUUCAUGAUCCUUCACCACCAGCAACAGUUGCAAGUGCCAUGACCAUGUAACUGUAAAUGCUCCUUAUAGAUCAGGAGAAUGUGAUGGGAGGUUGAAGUAAUCCUGACCAAUCUUUUCAUAAACUGAAAUCUCUGAAGAAUAAGGAACUCGUAUUUUCAAUGGACGUGGUCUACAUGUAACUGCAAUGAUUUAAUUCUGUCUUGUGUUUCACAGAGAUUAUUAUAAUAACCGGAAUGCAAUUGGAUUACCAAGAGCAGGACUAGAGAGAAGAAAUUAGGCCAUUCCAUUUCAGUUUAUAUAAGCUCUACCAAGGUAACCUGACUCAAUUUUUAUCUGGGGGCUCCAAACCAAGGUAACUGGGUUUAAAGUCAUUGUUUUUAACCUGAUGUGAUUUUGGUUUGGACAGUCACCAAACAGUGCUUUCUUUAAAACAGUGAAGCUUCCUUGUGUUGGACGAAUGUAUUCUUUACUGCUACCAGCUGUAGUAACAGAGAGAGUGAAAGCAUUUUGAGUGACUGUGAUUCUGUGGACUCUGUCACUGCUCUCUUGUAGUGCUUUAUUUCACUAAGUUACAGUUGGAAUACUAUAGCAAUUGCUCUAUACUGUGCCAGGGUGGCAGUGCACAGGUUUCGUGGGGUCAGGUUUGGCCAUUUGUGUAGCAUUAGGUGUGGCAGUGGAGAGGUGCAAAUGGGGACACUUUUCACAGGGAGCAGAGGUUUGAAACAGAAUCUGAGUUAUGGAGGGCAUUUAGAUUGCAUUGCUUUGUAGCUGUCCCAUUUAAUUGUUACCUGGUCAGGGUGUGGAUUGGCCUGGUAUUCAGGUUUCAUUGAUAUUCAGGUUAAAGAACUGACCUUUUAACACUGUUAUCGUUUACCUAGAUUUGUGAGCAAAUCUUGUCACAGUCCAUUGUUUGAUUUUAAUUCUUCUUUGAGUUUCAGUUCAUUCUUGUCAAACAGUAGUUGCUUGUGAUGGAGUAUUGAAAAUAUUUUCAUCUGUCGAGUCAAACACUAUAACUCAGUCACAACCUUUUUGUAUAUUUUCCACUCAUAAUUGGUUUCUAAUUCUCUAACCAUCAUUAAAAGAUUUUUCAAGUUGUGCUAUCUGGAUGUUGGAUUUCUUCUGUUCUGAUUUUAAACUAGCACUGCAUUUGAAGCAAGUGUUGACGUACAACCUUACUCUCAUACGUCAAGCUUACUCUCAUACAUUUGUGCUGUUUGAAGCCAACAGAAAUAAGCUAUGUUUACUUCUAAAUAACACCUAAACACUAAUACUUUCUUUCUAGAUUGGUGGCUUCAGUCAUGUUCCAGUAUCUGUUUUAAGUGAGUAUAGGCAUGUUCAUGUAUAUCCAUCAAUGGAAGGUAUCACGAAUGAGUCAUAGUUAUACAGUAUGGAGACAGGCACUUCAGCCCAAAUUGUCCAUGCUGACCAGGUUACCUCCAUGAGCUGAUUCUGACCAGGAAUUGGAACCCAGCUUGUGGCCUUGAAUUUGUCGGCAUCCACCUUAUUGAACAACACACCGGCUUUUCCCACCAUGGAAUUAGAUCAUGGUAAUCUACAUCUUAACAAUUGUAUGUGGCAGAACUAUAAUCCAUUUCAUAGAAUCAUAGAAUAGUACAGCACAAUGUUGUGCCAACCUUUAAACCUCACCUAAGACUAUCUAACCCCUUCCCCCCACAUAUCCCUCUAUUUUAAAUUCCUCCAUAUACUUAUCUAGCAAUCUCUUGAAUUUGACCAAUGUAGCUGCCUCCACCCAGGUAGCGCAUUCCAUGCCCCUACCACUCUCUGGGUAAAAAAAAACUCACUCUGAUACCUCCCUUGAACUUCCCACCCAUUACUUUAAAGCCAUGCCCUCUUGUAUUGAGCAUUGGUGCCCUGGGAAAGAGGUACUGGCUAUCUACUCUAUCUAUUCCUCUUAAUAUUUUGUAUACCUCUAUCAUGUCUCCUGUUAUCCUCCUCCUCUCCAAAGAGUAAAGCCCUAGCUCCCGUAGUCUCUCCUCAUAAUGCAUACUCUCUGAACCAGGCAGCAUCCUGGAAAAUCUCUGCAACGCUUCCACAUCCUUCCUAUAAUGAGGCAACCAGAACUGGACACAGUACUUUAAGUGUGAUCUAACCAAAGUUUUGCAGAGCUGCAUCAUUACCUCGCGGCUCUUAAACUCGAUCCCACAACUUAUGAAAGCUAACAUCCCAUAAGCUUUCUUAACUACCCUAUCCACCUGUGAGGCCACUUUCAGUGAUCUGUGUAUAUAAACCCCCAGAUCCCUUUGCUCUUCCACGCUACCCAGAAUCCUGCCAUUAACUUUGUACAACAUCUUGGAAUUUGUCCUUCCAAAGUGUACCACCUCACACUUCUCCAGAUUGAACUCCAUCUGCCACUUCUCAGACCAGCUCUGCAUCCUAUCAUUACUGGAUUUUCUUACUGCUUCCAUUGCCUAGCUUACUUGUAAAUCCUGUGUCACAGUGAGAUGGGUGUACCUACUACACUGAUGUUACUGAGGCAUUCUUCAUGUUGAAUUUUGAGACACCUUAUUCAUUCGCUGAGGGAGGAUGCUGGAUAGUAAUCAGCAGGUUUCUUUGCCCAUGUUUGAACUUAAGGUUUUAUAGAAUAGUUAAAGUUGAAGCUGAGGACCCGUACUUUUACUACUGUUGGUUGGUGUGAGAUAAGUGUAGCAAUAACAUGACAUUAAUAACAUUAAAGCAAUCCCAUAAAACACAAUUCAAUGAAGGGCCCAUUUCAAAGGUGAGAGUGUAACAAAUCAGCUGGGAGUGUAUUCCUGUGAACAUUGGUCAAAGAGUACUGAUAAGACAUAUACCUGAAUAUAUAGGGAUCCAGUGAGUACAAAUUGAUGAAACAUGAUGAAAGCAGAUUAACAAACUAAAUUAACAUUAAAAAAAAUAGCUAAUUCUGCAAAGAUUGCAGGAUUAUUGUUGCAGGGAAUCUAGGAACAGUAGAUCUCAACUGGAAGGAGUAGAGUCAGGUUGUAAAUAUGUAGAGGUGGACAAAUCAAGAUUGAGAAAUUAUUUCACUAUGAUCAAAAAAAAUUAUACAGAGGAAUGAAAUCUUUCAGGUAUAGAAGUGGAGCAGAAACUGACACAAGGCAUUGGAAAAUAUAUUGGUAUUUUUAGACAAUUUAUAUUUGUCUUUACUUGAUGUACUUUGUUCUUUUAUUAGCUCCUUGAUAUUCUAUGGUUAACAAG